GGUGAGUCGAGCCCCUGUCCCCAUGGCGGUGGUCCGCAGGGAACUGUCCUGUGAGUCCUACCCCAUUGAGCUACGCUGCCCGGGCACAGACGUCAUCAUGAUUGACAGCGCCAACUACGGACGCACCGACGACAAGAUCUGUGACUCGGACCCAGCACAGAUGGAGAAUACUAGAUGUUACCUGCCCGACGCAUACAAGAUCAUGUCCCUCAGGUGUAACAACCGUACCCAGUGUGUUGUGGUAGCUGGACCUGAUGUCUUCCCUGACCCCUGUCCUGGAACAUACAAAUACCUGGAGGUGCAGUAUGAGUGUGUCCCGUACA
Molecule: messenger RNA, 323 nt
Organism: Oncorhynchus gorbuscha (pink salmon)
Lineage: Eukaryota; Metazoa; Chordata; Actinopteri; Salmoniformes; Salmonidae
Product: adhesion G protein-coupled receptor L3-like
Exons: 2
Biological process (GO): signal transduction
Molecular function (GO): carbohydrate binding
Source: RefSeq, a predicted model, not a curated record